Diatraea saccharalis (sugarcane borer) is the source of this 2526-nucleotide messenger RNA. The record is from the annotation of a GenBank genome assembly. NCBI's taxonomy places the organism in Eukaryota, Metazoa, Arthropoda, Insecta, Lepidoptera, Crambidae.
AUGAAUUACGAAAGAAGUGUAUUAUUGUAUUCAACUCAACAUACACCGAUUAGAAAUAAAAGAAACAGGCAAUUAUUACAGAGAGAAGAUACGUUAAAUCUUUCGCCGAUACUGAAUGAAACAUCUAUUUUUAAAACUUUGAAUGAUACGAGCCUGAGACAAGUUUUAGAUGAAUCUUCAGUAUUAAUAAGUUCAGAAAACGCCGGUGAAGGUCUUACUGAAGCGUUUUUCGAAAUUGUACAAACUAGUCGUUCACACGAUGUUUUGCAUACGUUGGCGAGGUUAGGUCAAGUUUGUUGCGACUCCCUUGAAUUAGUAGAACCGUGGAACAGGUACAAUGCACAAAAUUAUUGGCUUGCAGAAGAAGCAAAUACUUGGAAACUGCUUCACUGUUUAUAUGCAGAUUCAUUAUCAGACCACCCCGAAUCUCUUGACAGUUUGAUAUCAGAAGAUGUUUUAUCUCAGAAGACUUUAGUAAGUGCUUUGUUUCAAAGUGAUUCUGAAUUAAGAUUAUUACAAUUGUUAGUAGAUUGGUUGGAAGCUACAGCUGCUUACCAAGAAGAAGCAACUAAAACGUCAGCUCCAGUUAUUGGUAACAAUAUACAUUGGGGCAAUACUCUCCAUCAGUUAUUAAUUGGUUCAAGUUUAUUUAAUAAAGAGAAGAAUAAAGCUAUGAUCACAUGUAUGGACCCAGAUGCACCAAGGCGUCAAAAGAAAUCACUGCAUUCUGAUGAUAAUAAAGAUGAUAUUGAUUUGUGCAAAAGAAUAUUCACAGAAGUUCGUUGUGGAAAAUUUAAGGAAGCAGUUUCACUGUGCAUCAGUGCUGGGCAAGCCUGGCGUGGGGCUGUAUUACAAGGCUGGGCUUUGCUUCACUACUUGCCAAGAGAAGAUAUAAAUGCUCCUUUAGAAAUAUCUGGAAAUCCAUCAAGAGAUUUGUGGAAAUGGUGUGCUCUUGGUAUAUCAAGCAAUGCAACUGAAAAUACUCAUUACAGAGCAACUGUUGGAAUUUUAUGUGGCCACCUAGCUAGUGCUCUACCGGCUUGUCAAAGUAAUUGGGAGGACUUACUGUGGGCUCAUUUAAGAAUUCAAAUUGAAGCAAGAGUAGAUAAAUUCCUACGUGAACAUCAUGCCACAGUAGAAGCUAAUACAACAUCAUCAGAUGUGCUUGACAUGUUACAGAGUGAACUUCAAAUUGAAGAACUAUCUCUCCAACAAGUGUUCAGUGCUGUUAAAUCAUUGAUGGAGGAUAAAAAGGAAUCAUAUUAUCAAACCUGUCAAAGACAUCUCAUGCUAGGCAACAUUCGAGCAAUUAUGCAGGAGUCACAACAAUGGCUUGAUAUUUCUGAAGAAAGAUUUAUAAGAUUCUUGGCACAUUUGAUUUUAAUUUUGAGACAGAUGGGAAAGGAUCCUCAACAUGAUGUUGGUGAUAAUAUUUUAGAGAAGUAUGUGACACAACUUAUAGAGCAACGAGUAGAUGGUUCUAUUGAUAAUCCAGAGCUUAUUGCAUACUAUACUUCAACUGUCCCCAUUGAACGUCAGAUUGUUUUGUAUGCUGAAUUGAUGAAUCAUAUUUACAAAAGUCAAUAUAGAGAAAGUGUUGUGAAGGCUGGAGUCAGUGCUGGAAUAGAUGUAGCAGCAUCUGCUAGGGUAGCAAUAAAGAAAGCCAUAGCUGAUAUCCAACAAGGUUAUGGAAAUUUAGACUUAACAUUUACCCAGACAACAGCAAUUGAAAAAGAUAAAAGUUUGAUAACCAAUGUGAUAUCAUCUCUGGAAUGGUUAGCUUUGAUAGCGAAUCAAUUAGAAGAAGCCCUUUGGUUAAGUAAUGCUAUGAUUCGUACAUUCAUAUUCAUAGGAAACACUGAUGCCGCUUUAGCUUGCAUCAUUAAUGUUAAUCAAAUGUUCCCAGAUUUUGUAAACAAAGUUCCCACAAACUCUUCUGAACUCAGAGAACAUCUAUGUCUAAAAGCCUACUUGGAGUCUAUUGAGAGUUUUGCUACAUGGUAUAGACAUUUCAUCAGUGGGCAACCUAAAGAUGUGGAACCUUUACCACCAGAUGCUACAUUUUCAGAUAAAGUCCAUUAUGAACAAAUGUGUGCUAAAGUAGAGGAGCAAAAAGCUCGUUGGUUAAAUGCAGUAGAACAUCAAUCUCGGUACACAAAAAAUUUGCUUUAUAAUGUACUAUUAUUCCCAGGAGGUUGGCUACAAGACGAAAACGAUUGUACUUCAUCAAAUAAUUUUAGUCAAGAUGAAAAACAAGAGAGAAUAAAGCAGCUGGAGACACUGAGACGCCUUUGUAUUCCAGAAAUUGUCAUAUUGACACUAAAAAUUUUACAAAGUGGCGAUGAUAUUGCAAAUCACAAAGAGGCUCUUAAAUUAAGCAAUUUAAUUGCUGGGGAAAAUAGGUGUCUCUACAAAGUGUUUACAAAGUCUAAGCUUUUAGAGGUAUUAGAUAGAUUGAAAGAGUCUUCUCUUUUGUUGCUGGAGAAAGGAAGGGAUAUGUUUGGUUAUGAAAUAAUUGAUGAAUAA